AUGGGGCCAAACUCUCUCUCCACCACAGAUCUGAAGGAAUCAAUUCUGUGCGAGAGCGAGGAGCGCUUCACCAUGUUCCCCAUCAAGUACCCCCAGGUUUGGGAGAUGUACAAGAAGGCCGAGGCAUCCUUCUGGACCGCUGAGGAGGUCGACCUGGGCAGCGACAUGCAGGACUGGGAGAAGCUGAACGAGAACGAGAAGCACUUCAUCUCCCACAUUCUCGCCUUCUUUGCCGGGGCGGACGGCAUCGUCCUGGAGAACCUGGGCGUCCGCUUCAUGAAGGAGGUUACGAUCCCAGAGGCCCGCGCCUUCUACGGCUUCCAGAUCGCCAUCGAGAACAUCCACAGCGAGAUGUACAGCCUGCUGCUGGAUGCGUACAUCAAGGACCCGCGGCAGAAGGACAUGCUGUUCCACGCCACCGAGACGGUACCAGUGGUCAAGAAGAAGGCCGACUGGGCGCUGAAGUGGAUCUCGAGCGCAGAGCGAUUCGCCGAGCGCCUGGUCGCCUUUGCCUGCGUGGAGGGCAUAUUCUUCUCCGGCUCCUUCUGCUCCAUCUACUGGGUGAAGAAGCGGGGGCUCAUGCCGGGGCUGACCUUCUCCAACGAGCUCAUCUCCCGCGAUGAGGGCCUGCACACCGACUUUGCCUGCCUUCUCUACUCGCUCCUAAACGACAAGCUCAGCCAGGAGCGCAUCGCCGAGAUCGUGCUGGAGGCGGUCUCCAUCGAGAAGGAGUUCAUCUGUGACGCCCUCCCGGUGGACCUCAUCGGCAUGAAUGCCGGUCUCAUGGCACAGUACAUCGAGUUUGUGGCGGAUCGCCUGCUGGUCGCCCUGGGAAGCCCCAAGCACUACAACACCAAGAACCCCUUUGACUGGAUGGAGCUCAUCUCGCUCCAGGGAAAGACCAACUUCUUCGAGAAGCGAGUGGGCGACUACCAGAAGGCCAACGUGAUGGCCACUGUCACCAACGACGGCAGCCACACCAUGUCCUUUGACGAGGACUUUUAG
Molecule: messenger RNA, 1005 nt
Organism: Auxenochlorella protothecoides
Lineage: Eukaryota; Viridiplantae; Chlorophyta; Trebouxiophyceae; Chlorellales; Chlorellaceae
Product: Ribonucleoside-diphosphate reductase small chain
Exons: 7
Coding region: 1-1005 (334 amino acids)
Biological process (GO): deoxyribonucleotide biosynthetic process
Molecular function (GO): oxidoreductase activity
Source: RefSeq, a predicted model, not a curated record